AAAAUUGGUCACACUGUCCAUUUUCGUUGUCUAUCUUGUUUUUUUUUUUUGUUUUUUGUGUAAAACUUCAUAGUUCAAUUGGCUCAAGCCAAGAACAAUAAUAAUGAAGCUGCCGAUUGUCUGUCGUACCUGCGACAGUGCUAAAGACACGGACAAGCUGUAUAAUCUAGACACGCCUAGCAAAGAAUAUCCGGAAAAGUUGCUGUCCGAAAUCCUCGGUGAAUUAAUAAAUAUUGAUCUAAAGCUCCAUAUGUCCAGUGACCAGAAGUUGCCGCAAUCGUUGUGCCAAUCUUGUUUAAAGAGAUUAACGACUUCCUAUGAUUAUAUGAAACAAGCUUUGUCCGCAAACUUUUUGCUGAUGCGGCAGCUUCAAGAUUGCUUGCAGGAGUCGCCAAUGGAGCUAUGUGCCGAACAGCAUGUGGAGGUUAAAAUGGAAACUGAAGGGGAUGAGAGUGAUAGGGAAAACGGAGAGACUGGGAAGAUAACCUGUACUGAAUUGCCCAAUCUAGAAGAGUCUGAUGCUAUUGGUGGUGAUGCUGAUGGGGAUACCAAGAGACUAAUUGAUCCCUUAACGAUGUUGGAUCCGACGGCAGUGAAAAAGGAAAAUGACAUACAACAUCCCAACGUAGAAGAGGAGGAGGAUGAAUUAGUUAACGCUAAUUGUAACGAUGAUGGGUUCGACGACUCCGACGACGAUGACGAUGAAGACUCCCUUGAUAAUAUUCCUCUGCAACAACGGGUUUUAAAAUGGAAAAAGAAGCGUAAUACUCUCAAGUUGACAAGACGACGACCAUUUGAAUGUAGUGAAUGUCCGAAAAGUUUCAUACGAGGCGAGUCCUUAAAGAAGCAUAAGUCUAGGAUCCAUCAAUCAUCUGGCCUCUUUUCUUGCUCUCUUUGCAUUCGCAAAUUUAACCGUCAAGAAAAUUUGGAGUCUCAUCUUAAAGUUCAUAGUGAAUCAAAGAGGUCAUCGCAUCUUAGCGAGCACAAGAAAGCCAAAUCGAUUGAUGUCAAUCUUUGCAAACCCCAUGGUUAUAAACUUAUCGAAUGCAUGCUCUGUCAGAGUCAAUAUAACAAAAUAUUGGACUUACGCCGCCAUUUAGAGAAUCAUCCAGAAAUUACUACUCUGGCCAAACGGCCCAAUGUAGAGUCUCUAGCCGAUUUCUUUUAUCCGGACUCAAAAAAUAUUGGAGAAGAGCAGCUAAAGCAACUCAUACGUCAGGACUUAAUGGCUGGCCAUUUUCAGCGCUUCUAUUCAAUUACCAAUCAAUCUGGUUAUGAAAUCGAUUUGGACAGUUCAGAAACCGAUAGCGAAGGUGAGGCAGAGGCAGAGCAAGAAUCACAAUAUCUGGAAUACACUUGUGAGCUGUGCCCGCAAAGAUACGCGCGAAAGUAUCAGCUCUACGAUCACCAGCGUCAAAUUCAUCCCUGGUUGGAGGCUCCCCAUGUCUGUGGUCGUUGUCAGGCCAGAUUUGUUAGUCUUCAACUACUGCGACACCAUAAUGAGUCACAGUGCCGUAAUGCCCAGAAACGAUUUUUGUGCUACAAAUGUCCGUUGCGAUUUCGAUGGAAACAUAAUUUCAGGAGUCACAUUCGGGAGCAUCGAAUUACGAAUCAAACUUUUGAGUGCCCCGACUGUAAGCGGGUAUUUGACAAAAAGAAGUCUCUCACGGUCCAUUUACUCAGCGUCCAUGCCGACGAGUCAAAGUUGCUGCCCUGCCAGUGGUGUAGUCGCAAAUUCUACCGUCGUGAUUAUCUAGUUAAGCAUUUAAAACGACAUGGAUUUAAAGAGCAGGACAUACCGUUAGCAGAGACUUUAAUACAAGCCACCUCAAAGCCCAACGGCAUUAAACGGAUUAGCUGUAAGUUAUGCAACUCUCAGUUUAAACGUCUACAUGAACUACGGGCCCACAUCCAACUGGAACUGGGGCUGAAGCUAACGAUGUCGUCGUCGGCAUCAGAACAGCCAAAUAUCAAUUCACCCCUUAACUAUUCCAUAACCAAUGAAUCAGGAUUCGAGCUGCAGUUAAGUGAUUCGGAAACAGAGGACGAUAUGUUAAUGCCGGCAGUAGGUGCUGGACACAAUGUUGGCUAUAUGUGUGAGCUGUGCAGUAUACAAUGUCGACGCAAAUACGAAAUGAUUCAGCACCAAAGGGCAAUGCAUCGCUUCGACAAGAUGCCCUACGAGUGCGAAAUGUGCAUCUUUAAGUGUGUUUCCAAGAGCAUUAUGGAGCAUCAUCGAUCGCGACAGUGCGGUAGCUUGGAUAAAAAAUUUUCAUGUGGACAGUGCAGUUAUAAAUUUAUGUGGCCAGAGAACCUUGAGCAGCAUCUCCGUUUGCAACAUGGCCAGACUUCAUCUACGGCUGAGCAGCAGCUUUUAAUCAGCAAUGACAUCCUCCCGACAAAAACAAUUGCGACGGAGAAACAACCGCAGACGCAAAUAGAUGUCCAGCUACUUCAAUGUCCACACUGUGAUAGAACCUAUCAAAUGAAGUCCCGUCUAAACAAUCACAUCCGUGAUGUGCACGUAAAUGGCGAUCGGAAGCGAAAGGAGGCGGAAAAAAGAUUUCUUUGCUCACUGUGCGGACGUGAGACAAAAACAGCCGCCUGUCUAGUUACCCAUAUGCGACGACAUACCGGAGAGAAACCCUUUAAAUGCGAUUUUUGUGAAAUGGCCUUCCCCCGACACUCUGAAAUGACGGCACAUCGGAGAAUGCAUACAGGUGAAAAACCAUACCAUUGCACGGUAUGUGGCAAGGACUUUGCUCGCUCGGACAAAUUGAAGAGACAUAUGCUAACACACAGUGGAUUGAAACCGCAUGCCUGUACCUAUUGUGAAAAAAGUUAUCGGCAGGCAAAGGAUCUAAAGUUACACCUCCAACAGCAUACUGGAGAGUGCCCCUUUAUUUGCGGCACAUGCGGAGAGAGGUUCAUCCAAAGCAGCACACUAGAAAAGCACCGAAUGAUGCGACGGCAUUUUGACGAGGUUGAGGGGGCGUCGAUGUCAUUGACACGAAAUUAGUUUCAAUAAAAUAUACGAUUAGCGUUUUCGUAAUUCAAUUUUCCAGAAA
Molecule: messenger RNA, 3068 nt
Organism: Drosophila willistoni
Lineage: Eukaryota; Metazoa; Arthropoda; Insecta; Diptera; Drosophilidae
Product: zinc finger protein 420
Exons: 5
Coding region: 104-3019 (971 amino acids)
Biological process (GO): regulation of transcription by RNA polymerase II
Cellular component (GO): nucleus
Molecular function (GO): DNA-binding transcription factor activity, RNA polymerase II-specific; RNA polymerase II transcription regulatory region sequence-specific DNA binding; zinc ion binding
Source: RefSeq, a predicted model, not a curated record